Messenger RNA from Brassica oleracea var. oleracea, 497 nucleotides. RefSeq lists its product as uncharacterized. The record is from RefSeq and is a predicted model, not a curated record. The transcript has a single exon. The coding region runs from base 74 to 454 and encodes 126 amino acids. NCBI's taxonomy places the organism in Eukaryota, Viridiplantae, Streptophyta, Magnoliopsida, Brassicales, Brassicaceae.
UCUUUAUCAUAACACUCAACAACACUCUCACUGACCCUCCACUUUCCUAUAAACUACUUGUUAAGUCACAUAAAUGGCAUUUUCCCGGCCUAUACCCGACGGCAAGAUCACCGUCUCAACCACCACGACUAAGAAGCGCGAUGUCCCAAGUCCGCCGCCAAACUGCUGCGUCACGUGCCUUGCGAGGCUCAUCAGAAAAGUGAAGAGAAAGGGGAUGUUGCUGCUGUCGGCAACAGCGGCUCGAAGACAGUGUAGCUCGUUGCAAUGUCGGUACGAUCCAAUGAGCUAUUCACUGAACUUUGAUGGUGGCGCGUGUGGUACUCUUCCAGAUGAUGAGGAUUAUUAUUUCCGAUUCUAUGCGUUUUCUUCAAGAUACGUUACUGCUAAUACUAUCAAGAAGAUACCACCAUUUCUUAGAGAACCCCUCUCCACCUCUUUACAUGAAUUUGUGUAAUCUUUUUGUUAUUUGAAUUUUUUUUUCGUUUACAAAAAGCUAG